Messenger RNA from Phytomonas sp. Hart1, 429 nucleotides. Lineage: Eukaryota; Euglenozoa; Kinetoplastea; Trypanosomatida; Trypanosomatidae. The record is from the annotation of a GenBank genome assembly.
AUGGACGGGCCUGGGCAGCUUUUGACUCAUUAUUCGCCGGCAGUGACGUCGGCAUUGGUUAUUCCAUCAAGCGUUGCGUUUACCUCCUUGGAUUCUCCCUUGAUCAUCCGGAUAGGUGAAUCGGUUUUCUCGAUUGAAAGCACUAUUGUGAUUGACUAUAAGGGUGUUCUUGGGAUGCUGAGGCAUAAAUGCGUCGCUUACAAGGAUUUGAGCCCCAAGGGCAGCGCGAAGGAGGCGUCUUUUGAUGUCUUUGACACACUAAGAUGGACCGAGCGUAUUACUGGUGCCAAAGCUGUUAUCUUCCCUUUGCUUUCUGAAUGGCCUGAUCUUCUUGGAGAUGAUACUGAACUUCUGGCGGCAGUUGAGGAUCGCUUAUUUCGAGCGGCAUCAGGAAUUGUUGCCGUAAUAUGCAACUCAAAAUCAUCUUAA